Messenger RNA from Durusdinium trenchii, 5659 nucleotides. The record is from the annotation of a GenBank genome assembly. NCBI's taxonomy places the organism in Eukaryota, Dinophyceae, Suessiales, Symbiodiniaceae.
AUGAGCCAGACUACAGCUCGCCUCAAAGCUCUGGGGCAGAGGCAGCUUUGGCGGGCCGCUUUGAAUGUACUCCACGAAUUGGUGGACACGAAGUCAACAGUACACAUGCAUCAUUUCACAGCUGCUAUGAAUGCCUGCGAGAAAGCCUCAGAGUGGCAGUUUGCGCUGCUCUUGUUGAAGCACUUCGCUCCAGAUGCCAGGGCUAUUGGUGUCGCCCUUGCUGCUUGCGCACGUGCUGCACGCUGGCGCCAUGCUUUGGCAUUGCUUCAAGACCACGCCGUCGACUCCCUGGGCCGAGCAGCCGCUGUCAGGGCCUGUGCUCUAGCCAGUCGCUGGCAGACGGCCCUGGAGAUCUUUACCACGAUAAGUCGGCCGAAUGCUGUGGCGUUUACCGCGGCAGCAGUGGCGACAGGGCGUGCUGCAUCUUGGCGUUUGGCAGUGGAGGUCCUGGCACAAGCUCAGCAAGUGGAGUCAGAUGCAGGUGUUAUUGACACAGUGGAUGUGUCCCUGUGCAACGCCACUUUGCGCGCUUGUGUUGAAGCUGCUGGUGGCGGCCCUCAAGGCUGGAAUGCUUGGGUGGCCGCACUGCAACUGCUUGCCACAAUGGAGCAGCAUCAGGUACAUCCCGAUGAGUUGAGCUUUGCAAUGUGCGCACGAGCGUGUGAACGAGUGUCACUCUGGGAGAGGGCUGUAUCCUUACUCCAGCUUUCAGAAGACAGAUCAAUGCAACCUUCUGGUGGCUGCCUCAAUGCCAUUGUCGGGGCCCAUGCCCGCACAAGUCGCUGGGAAAACGCUUUGGGAUGGCUCGAGGUGGCUCGCCGUGGCCGAUUUGAGAGUGUGGUGACCUACAACGCUGCAGCUCAUGCCUGCGUGAAAUCAACCAGAUGGAUGUUGGCGUUUUCUGUUCUCCGUCAGCUUCAAGUUCCAAACGCUGUCAGUUACACCACUGCCUUGAACGCUUGUGAGCAUGGAGGCUUUUGGCACGGUGCCAUUCAACUGCUCGAAGACAUGGAGGCAGCAGGCUUUCAGCCCGAACUUGGGGAUUUUCGCUGUGCUGCAAGGGCCCUGGGUGCUGGGCAAUGGGAACGCAUUUUGAUGCUACAAACGAUCCUCCGAGGUCGGAAGAUCUCUGAUCGACGAGGCUCUUUUUGGAGUGUUGUGGUUUGGGCCUGCCAGGCAUCUGGGGUGAAGCGCCCAUUUCCACCACCAUGGGUUCGUUUGCGAUCUUGGAAGGAGAUCGAACUUUUGUCGUAUGUGCAAGGACAGGUUCCUCGGGGGGACUUGGAUGCAGCUCUUCAUGCAGUAGAAGAUUUUGCGCAGAAGGUGAAGUGGUUGAAGGUUCUUGGAGGGUCGAAAGCACGGCUUCUACAAAACUGUCUCCGUCCUGGGGAUGCAGUUGUGGAGUUUGGCAGCUACGUGGGAUAUUCCGCUCUCUUGUUGCUUCAGCAACUACGAAGACUUGGAGGUGGAGGUUCUGUGACCACCUGUGAUCAAGAUGCGGCUACUGUGCUCAUUGCUGAAAAACUGGUGCAGUGGGCCGCACCAAGGCAGCAGGAGGUGACCCUUCUCACCGGCCGUGCAACCGACUGGGCAGCUUCGGGAAAGUUUCAGCGAGCCAACCUGAUCGUCUUGGACCACCGAGCCACAAGUUAUGCCUCUGACUUGGCUGCCGUCUUGCCAACCCUACGAGGAGCAUCACUCCGCAUCUUUGCAGAUAAUGUUCUACACCCGGGGGCGCCUCUUUUUCUCUAUGCGCUGCAUGAAGCUGCAAUCGCUGUAGAUGCUGUAAUUCACGAAGUGUUUGAGUUCUCCCAUGAGCCUGUCGUAUUGGAUUGGGUUCUCAUUGGAGAACUGUGCGUGCCAAGGUUGGAAGCGGCACUUGGCAGGAUCCUUCGGAGGGAUACGCCGAUGGACAUUCGCUGCUGGUCUGAAGAGGUGGAGGCAAUCUGCCGCUACAGCCAGCGCUCUGGGGCAGCACCCGAUUGGCUUGGCUUCCAGGUGAAGCCGCUGCAGCACAAGGAGACGCUCGCCCUCAUUUUGGAAGAGCACACUGAUUUCUUGGAUUGGAUCAUGCUCGCAUAUUUUGCCAGGUGCCGCACAGACAUCUCCAAGUGGCACGGAAGCUCAGAGCUUUCGCUCAAUGUGCGCUCUCCGGUGCGAAAGCUCUUAGCUUCGCAGAAGCCGUACCGAGGCAUGGAUGGGAAGACCUUUGCAAAGCUUUGCAAGGACUUUGCAAGACUUGUUUGUUGCAGCGUCGAGUUUCAGAACCCGCUGUGCAAUCUCAACUGUGGCCUAUUCUGCUUGAAGGGAAACCGGCGCAUUGGGCUGGAGCAGUUUGAUGCAGCUCUGGAGCUCAUCGCAAAGCAGAAGAAUACCACGCUGGAAGACGUAUGGUCUCAUGUGAGGGAUCCCUUUGAGACGGUGAUGAGCUUGCCGGCACUUGGGUCAACAAUGUCAACAAUCCUCGAUUCAGACAAGCGGAUCGCGGGUCGAGCGGGAAGCCUCAGCGAGAAGAAGAUUGCCCAGCAGUUGCGGGGAAAAGAUGGAACAGUGGAGGAUACUUUCAGAGCCUACUGUGCAAACAAACCUGACUUGGAUGGCAAGAGCUUCGUCAAGCUGUGCAAGGAUUGUGAAAUUGUGGAUAACAUCUUCACGCAGAUCGACGUAGACCUGGUCUUCGCAAAAGUGGUUACCAAGGGUCACCGUCGGAUCACCUUGCAUCAGUUUGAAGUGGCACUGGGAAUGAUCGCGCAAAAGAAGGGAGUCGAUGAGGAUUACAUUUUUCGUCGUGUUGCAGAAUCAGAGGGCGUUUUGCAUGCCGGUACACAAGCAGACUAUGUGCGAUUCUUUGAUGACAAGAGCACAUACACUGGAACCCAUCUCUAUGGAGGUCCUGACAGUACCACCAGAAGCAGCUUUGAUCAGCUGUGGAGCUCUGGGCUCCGUCCGGAUGAAGAAGACCGGCUCCCAGAUAUGGUGGUGACCAAAAUCGCAGAGAUCAGUCCCACAGGAGCUGGGACAAGACCUGAGCGGCCAGUCUCUCAAAAGGCUCCGCCCAGACAGCGGUUGGCCAUCACCGCGAAGAGCAAACCUCCUCAAGGGAAGACGGACGACUUUACAAUGGUUUUCACAGACGUGCAAGGCUCCACGUCUCUUUGGGAAGCCAAUCCUCGGGCCAUGGAACUGGCAUUGAGGCUUCACGAUGCGACCAUUCGACAGGUCUUAGCAAAGCAUAGUGGCUAUGAGGUGACAACAGAAGGAGACGCUUUCCAGAUUGCCUUUCAUGACACGUGCGAUGCAGUGGCUUUCUGCUUGGACACACAGGUCAUUGAAGAGUGGGAGACUCUUCUCUGCGACUUGCGUAUGAAAUGGGUGGAGACAAAGGAAAAGGAGAUUGACUUCGGGGCUGGAAAGCCCUGGAGCGAUGUGGAGGCUGAGGAAGCCACUUUUGACAGGAAAGACCUAGCAACAGAUGCUCCAGACCCAUCCAAGUGUGUCUUGUGGGAGCAAUGGUGUGGGUUGGUGAAGCGUGGACACCCCGAGACUCUUGUGCUCCAUCGUCUGACGCCUGCAUUGGCUGCUGCUCGAGCUCCAGGGCCAGGGGCCAUCCGGAAAGUGGAAUGGAAACCCAUUGCCGAAAAAUGGCUUCAAAACAAAAAGGUGAUCCUUCACACAGAUGCCGAUCGAGCCCGAGUCAUCGACCGGGCCUGGCGAUAUCUCAAUGAUCGGAUUGUCUUGAACCAGAACUGUACAGCAGGCUUGAAGCGCCUUCGCUCCAAAUUGCGUUCGGCGCAGCGUGGCUACUUGCGGGAAGUGCUCCGAAAUGCGGGCGACGGGAGUGGAUAUGAAUGCCAAGAAGACGAAGGUGCAUUCAUGCACUUAGUGGUGGCUACACAUCCAGAAGACCACACGCAUCGACUGGACGAGUUCCCUGGCUGUGCUGUUGGUGAAGAAGUAAAGGCCGACUACUUUGGCACCAUAGUGAACCGCACCGCUCGCAUCGCAGCCGCUGCCCACCCGGGACAGGUGCUCUUGGGUGGCGACACCCCGAUAGAUCCGAGUGCCACUGGCCGCCUGCCAGGGUUGCAGUGGCAACAACCGCUAUCCACAAAUGAUCCCGCAGCCGACUCCAGGGGUGCAGCCAACUCCUGUGCAACAGCAGAACCUCGGCAACAUGGGCAUUUGAGCAGGCAUCCUGGCAUCACAGGAUGGAAGGUUGGGCAACCUGGGCAGCAGGUUCAGCACCCUGUGCAGUCGCUGCCCAUGCAACCGCAGCCGAUGCAGCCACCGAUCCAGCCACAGCCGGUCUCACCAGCCCCUCAACAGUCAGCCGUGCCAGGUUGGUCACUCCAGCGCUUGGGUGCUUAUGCACUGAAGGGCAUCGACAGCCCCAUAGUGCUGACAGAGCUUCGGUUAUUUGACGAAGGAGGCAACUUUGAGUCUUUCCCGGAGCCAAAGACCAAGGGCCGUGCUUAUUGGGAGUUUGAGGAAGGCCAAAACCAUUGGCUGGGCUUCUCCCCAAAGGUCAGCGUGCUGCUGGAAGCAGCCUAUCAGAACUGGCUGCAACACCCAAGCGAAGUCCGCUCGCAAAUCCAUGCAAAUGGCUUCCUGUACAAUGUGGACUACACCACGCUGUUGGAAGAGGGCCAGCGCCAAAGCCAGCGCAUACGCCGAGUUGGUGUGACAGCCGACAACGGACAUGACAAGGCCUACUGCACAGUGGAUCCUGCUCUUUGGCAGGAAAUGCAGAUAAAGUUGCAAAGCUUCCGGGAGGAGCAGGAAUGGCUGCUGCGCUUGCUCCGAAGCGACCAACACGGCGCGACGGAGAAAGCGGACGUGAAGUCAGAUGGUUUCUACGGAGCGCUUGCUGAGGAGGUGAGCCGCUUGUGGCAACGUGUGGGGCGACAAGCCGAAGAGUUGGAAGUGCUGCGCAGCCAAGUAGAGCGAAGCCGUCAGCUGCUGGAGCGCUUGCGCACGGCAGUGCUGCCCGGUCGGCUGGUUUGGGCUGCAGGGCGCCUGGGCGUGGCUUCAGCUGUAGAGUCCCAGCAGGUGCACGUCAAUGAAGGAGAAGGUCAAGAUUGGGUCGUACCCAAAGAAGAGGUACGAAGGGCUCCACUUGGGCUUUUGGCAAGGCCAGGGUCCAAAGUUUUGCACCCGCAUGAAGGACGCAGCCUAAAGGGCGUUGUUUGUGGAACAUCACUGCCUCGUGCAUCUGACGAGCAUGCUGCAGUUUGCAGUGAUGCAGGUGAUGUGCAUGAAAGCAGACACUGCGUGGAUGUCCUUCGAGCAGACGGGCGUUGUUCUCGAAUGCCACUUGCUUGGCUCGAGCUGCGAGAGAGCGGAGUUGAAGGCCAACCUUUUAGUGUUGGUGACGUGGUGCGAGCGCGCGAGAAUGACAGCUUCGGAGCUGUGGAUGAUGGACCUCCACCUGGAACCUUGGGCACGAUAUUGCAGGUGAGUGAGGAUCUCUCUUCUGAGUGCGACUCCAUCUUUGUGCGCUUUCCAGAUGGGAUGCAAAGCUUCCGCGAUGUUGCCUACACGGAGGCUCAGGCGAACGAAGGACUUGAGGUGGAUGAGGCAGUGGACCGCAUCCGCCCUGGUGUAGCAGUUCGUUUGAGGCCAUGCGCCGCCAGCUGCGGAACACCAAGCCGUGAGAUAG